AUGGACAGGAGAGGACUGCUUGCACAGGUCCCUAAAGAUCUGGCAGGGUCAGCGUAUCAAGGUGACUUGAUGGGCUCUGCGGAAAGGUGCGCCGGAACAGUCAUGUGUCAGGCGGCGCAUGUCAGAGCAGCUUUAUCAGAAGUGUCAGAGAUCACGUUCCACAACUCCGGUUGCCAGGGCAUUAUACUUCACUUCGGCUUAAUGAGGGAAAGCCUUGGCCGAGGCACCCAGUGCGAAUGGAUCAAGAGGGUAAGUAUUGUUAAGGAUGUGGCAAAUGCAUUAUCUUACAUGCACCAGAAUUGUUCGCCUUCCAUAAUCCAUCGAGAUAUAUCUAGCAAAAAUAUUUUGUUAGACUCUGAGUAUCAAGCCCAUAUUUCUGAUUUUGGUACUGCAAGAAUCUUGAUGCCUGAUUCAUCUCAUUGGACUUCAUUUGCUGGAACUUAUGGAUAUGCUGCUCCAGAACUUGCUUUUACCAUGGAAGUAAAUGAAAAAUGUGAUGUUUAUAGUUUUGGAGUAUUAGCUUUAGAAGUGAUCAUGGGUAAGCAUCCAGCUGAUUUCAUAUUGUCCACAUUGUCGGCAUCAUCAUCCACUUCAACAGCAUAUGAUAUACUGUUGAAAGACAUUGUGGAUCCUCGACUUUCAGCUCCAAGUAAGCAAGAGUCAAAACAAGUGACCUUGGUGGCAAAGCUAGCAUUAUCAUGUAUAGAACCCAAUCCUCUGCUGAGGCCAACAAUGAAGCAAGUGUGUGUCCAACUGUUAAAGGAAAUACCAUCUCAAUUCAACGUAUUCCCAAUAGUUACAAUUGGACAACUUCUGGACCUGCAAAUGACAAAUGUUUGAACUUCUCUGUGUAAGUAUCUUUCCUUCCUCUAUCCAAAAUUGUCAAAUUUUGUUGUCUGCAACUCUAAAUUUGGGGAAAAUUUUGCAAUGAUCCCUUGUAAGAAAAAAUAGCAAUAUAAGUGUCAAAGCAUGCAGGGGUGAAGUUCUAGUUUGAGCUGGGCGGGGAUAUGUUGACUCCAAGCAUUGCAAUUGUACCCCCUGACUUAUG
Molecule: messenger RNA, 1048 nt
Organism: Coffea eugenioides
Lineage: Eukaryota; Viridiplantae; Streptophyta; Magnoliopsida; Gentianales; Rubiaceae
Product: MDIS1-interacting receptor like kinase 2-like
Exons: 3
Coding region: 1-840 (279 amino acids)
Biological process (GO): protein phosphorylation
Molecular function (GO): ATP binding; protein kinase activity
Source: RefSeq, a predicted model, not a curated record